Molecule: messenger RNA, 3869 nt
Organism: Dermochelys coriacea (leatherback sea turtle)
Lineage: Eukaryota; Metazoa; Chordata; Testudines; Dermochelyidae
Exons: 13
Coding region: 46-3213 (1055 amino acids)
Biological process (GO): negative regulation of viral genome replication; defense response to virus; regulation of ribonuclease activity
Cellular component (GO): membrane; nucleoplasm; cytosol
Molecular function (GO): 2'-5'-oligoadenylate synthetase activity; protein binding; double-stranded RNA binding
Source: RefSeq, a predicted model, not a curated record
CAGCAGCAGCAGAGAAAGGCAGGGACAGGGAGCAAAGCAGCAGAGAUGGAGCUGUACCAGGUGCCCGCCGGCUCGCUGGAUGCCUGGAUCGCAGAACAUCUCCAGCCCAGCGAGGAAUUCCGGCUACAGGUGAAAGACACUGUCCGGAGGAUCUGUGAUUUCCUGAAGGAGACGUGCUUUGACGACAUCAAGGUGUUCAAGACGGUGAAGGGCGGCUCCGCGGGGAAGGGGACAGCCCUGAAGAACAAUUCGGAUGCAGAUCUGGUCCUUUUCCUCAGCUGCUUCUGCAGCUACCGGGACCAGCUGGAGAACCGGGCGUCUGUGCUCGACACCAUCAGGCAGAAGCUGAACCGGUGCCGACAGACCAUCGCCUUCAGCAUUGACGUGGAGGUUUCCCAGCCGAAGGAGAAGGGCACCUGCCCGCGCUCGCUCUCCAUCAUCAUCCAGUCGAAGAGGAGGCGGGAAUCCAUCGAGGUGGACGUGCUCCCGGCCUAUGAUGCCUUAGGGCAGGUGACUCCUGGCAUCAAACCUUCCCCCCAGGUCUACGAGGAUCUGAUUCGGACCAGAGCCAAGCCCGGUGAGUUCUGCACCUCCUUCACCGAGCUGCAGAGGGACUUCGUGAAGCGUCGCCCGGCCAAGCUCAAGAACCUGCUGCGGCUGGUCAAGCACUGGUACAAAGAGCUUUCCAAGACGAUGUCGGGCUUGCCCACCAAGUACGCCCUGGAGCUGCUGACCAUCUAUGCCUGGGAGAGCGGCACCAAGGGGGCGGAGAACUUCAGCACGGCCGAGGGGUUCCGCACGGUGAUGGAGCUGCUGUGCCGGUACCAAGAGCUCUGCGUCUACUGGACCGAGUUCUACGAUCUCCAGUCCUCAGUGAUAGGGCCCCAUGUCAAACGGCUGCUGCAGGAGCCACGCCCCGUGAUCCUGGAUCCAGCCGACCCGACGGGAACCUUGGGGCAGGGAAAAAGCUGGGACCUGCUGGCGAGAGAAGCCGCCAUCUGCCGGGACCAGCUGUGCUGUAGGAACGGCCUCGGCCCCAUCCGCUGCUGGGACGUGCAGCCAGCCAGACCCAUGCAGGUGAUGGUGAAGCAGCUCUCACGGGUUGGCCUAGACCUGCGGCUGAGCCCCUACACUACCAUCUGGGAGAUUAAGGAGGAGCUCGAGCGUGCCUGGGACAUCUCUCCCUACACGCAGCACCUGGCCCUGCAGGAGCCUGGCCUGGGAAACCAGCUGCUGCUGGACGAUCAGACCCUGGCAUCACACGGCAUCUUCUACGACACCACGGUUCUGAUGCUCACGACCGAGCCCCAGGGGAUGGAGAUCUUCGUGAAGGACCAUAACAGCAGAACCAUCCCCUAUGACGUCCGCGCCAGUGACACCGUCCUGGGCCUGAAGAAGAAGAUCGAGGAUCGCACAGGUGUCUCCGCCAGCCAACAGCGCCUGACGUUCAACAGCAAAGAGCUGCAAGACGACUACACCCUCGCCCAUUACAGGAUCCGGAGCAAGAGCACGGUCUACCUGCUUUUGCGCCUCAGGGCGCUUGCGCCGCGAAACAGCUCUUUUGUGCAGCAAGCGCCGGGAGGGAGAGGAGAGGAGGAGAAACGCGGCGUGCUGGGGGAAGAGCUGGGGCGCAGAUUUGGGGAGGAAUACAAUAGAGGCAGGGAGGAGCAGCAGCAGCAGAGAAAGGCAGGGACAGGGAGCAAAGCAGCAGAGAUGGAGCUGUACCAGGUGCCCGCCGGCUCGCUGGAUGCCUGGAUCGCAGAACAUCUCCAGCCCAGCGAGGAAUUCCGGCUACAGGUGAAAGACACUGUCCGGAGGAUCUGUGAUUUCCUGAAGGAGACGUGCUUUGACGACAUCAAGGUGUUCAAGACGGUGAAGGGCAGCUCCGCGGGGAAGGGGACAGCCCUGAAGAACAAUUCGGAUGCAGAUCUGGUCCUUUUCCUCAGCUGCUUCUGCAGCUACCGGGACCAGCUGGAGAACCGGGCGUCUGUGCUCGACACCAUCAGGCAGAAGCUGAACCGGUGCCGACAGACCAUCGCCUUCAGCAUUGACGUGGAGGUUUCCCAGCCGAAGGAGAAGGGCACCUGCCCGCGCUCGCUCUCCAUCAUCAUCCAGUCGAAGAGGAGGCGGGAAUCCAUCGAGGUGGACGUGCUCCCGGCCUAUGAUGCCUUAGGGCAGGUGACUCCUGGCAUCAAACCUUCCCCCCAGGUCUACGAGGAUCUGAUUCGGACCAGAGCCAAGCCCGGUGAGUUCUGCACCUCCUUCACCGAGCUGCAGAGGGACUUCGUGAAGCGUUGCCCGGCCAAGCUCAAGAACCUGCUGCGGCUGGUCAAACACUGGUACAAAGAGCUUUCCAAGACGAUGUCGGGCUUGCCCACCAAGUACGCCCUGGAGCUGCUGACCAUCUAUGCCUGGGAGAGCGGCACCAAGGGGGCGGAGAACUUCAGCACGGCCGAGGGGUUCCGCACGGUGAUGGAGCUGCUGUGCCGGUACCAAGAGCUCUGCGUCUACUGGACCGAGUUCUACGAUCUCCAGUCCUCAGUGAUAGGGCCCCAUGUCAAACGGCUGCUGCAGGAGCCACGCCCCGUGAUCCUGGAUCCAGCCGACCCGACGGGAACCUUGGGGCAGGGAAAAAGCUGGGACCUGCUGGCGAGAGAAGCCGCCAUCUGCCGGGACCAGCUGUGCUGUAGGAACGGCCUCGGCCCCAUCCGCUGCUGGGACGUGCAGCCAGCCAGACCCAUGCAGGUGAUGGUGAAGCAGCUCUCAGGGGUUGGCCUGGACCUGCGGCUGAGCCCCUACACUACCAUCUGGGAGAUUAAGGAGGAACUCGAGCGUGCCUGGGACAUCUCUCCCUACACGCAGCGCCUGGCCCUGCAGGAGCCUGGCCUGGGAAACCAGCUGCUGCUGGACGAUCAGACCCUGGCAUCACACGGCAUCUUCUACGACACCACGGUUCUGAUGCUCACGACCGAGCCCCAGGGGAUGGAGAUCUUCGUGAAGGACCAUAACAGCAGAACCAUCCCCUAUGACGUCCGCGCCAGUGACACCGUCCUGGGCCUGAAGAAGAAGAUCGAGGAUCGCACAGGUGUCUCCGCCAGCCAACAGCGCCUGACGUUCAACAGCAAAGAGCUGCAAGACGACUACACCCUCGCCCAUUACAGGAUCCGGAGCAAGAGCACGGUCUACCUGCUUUUGCGCCUCAGGGGUGGGUAAGAUGCUCACUGGGUCGCCGGGACCUGCACCUCCAUGGGCAAGCAUCUGCUGUGCCCCCGGCAGAGAGAGCAGCACAGCGGGCUAGGUUUCCCAAGAGCCUUUGCACGAUAAUUCAGGGCUUUGCUAAUGUGCCCCUGUGACCUUAUCAGAGGAAUAUUAAUAUUUAUGAUGACACUUGAGUGAAGCUAGUAUUAUUGUCUAUAUGUCUCUUUGAAGGCUGUAAUGAACCAUUAUAUAAACUGUGGCAUAUAUGAACCGUAUAUGUAAACUGUAUAUGAACCGUUUAAUGGAUGAAUUACACUAUGCUAAUUGCCAGGAUGGUUGGGAGACAGAAGAUUAAGCUUAUUCUCUCAGGCCAAGAGGCUGGUGGAAAAUGUAUAAAAACCCUGGGACACCAUCCUGUUUUAACCCAGAUCUGCUUUGAGUUUCAAGAAGGGGAUACCCUGAGCCAUAAGGAUUGGGAUCCCCAGUCACUGACUGGAGUCACCCCAAAUAUGGACAUUGGACUAUAACCUAAAAGGACUUUUGGCAACUACAAACUCAUCUCUGAUAUGUAUGUGAACCUCAAGAAUUGAAUUCAAGUCUGUAUGCAUAUCGAUCUUUUAACCAACACACUCUCUCUUUUCUUUUUAAAUAAAUUUUAGUUUAGUUAACAA